This is a messenger RNA of Myodes glareolus (Bank vole), 1880 nucleotides long. Lineage: Eukaryota; Metazoa; Chordata; Mammalia; Rodentia; Cricetidae. The record is from RefSeq and is a predicted model, not a curated record.
UAGGAUUGCUGGUCCUAGAAAGGUGGCUGCCCUAUGAGGGUCAGGUUCUGCCCUCUCUCCUUGCGAUCGGUUGGUCUGGCCCCAAAUCCUGAGCGAUGGUCCCACGGCAGCUGCUCUCCCCUAGGUGCCUUCUGCAUCCCGUUGUAUGUUCCAUAUGUGCUGACGGGCCGCUGGACCUUUGGCCGGGGCCUCUGCAAGCUGUGGCUGGUGGUGGACUACCUGCUGUGUGCCUCCUCAGUCUUCAACAUCGUGCUGAUCAGCUAUGACCGAUUCCUGUCCGUCACUCGAGCUGUCUCCUACCGGGCCCAACAGGGGGACACACGGCGGGCGGUGCGGAAGAUGGCCCUUGUGUGGGUGCUGGCUUUCCUGUUGUAUGGGCCUGCCAUCCUGAGCUGGGAGUACCUGUCUGGUGGCAGCUCCAUCCCCGAGGGCCACUGCUAUGCUGAGUUCUUCUACAACUGGUACUUUCUCAUCACGGCCUCUACUCUCGAGUUCUUCACGCCCUUCCUCAGCGUCACCUUCUUCAACCUCAGCAUCUACCUGAACAUCCAGAGGCGCACUCGCCUCCGGCUUGACGGGGCCCGUGAGGCUGGUCCGGAACCCCCACCUGACGCCCAGCCCUCACCACCUCCAGCUCCUCCCAGUUGCUGGGGCUGCUGGCCAAAAGGGCAUGGGGAGGCCAUGCCACUGCACAGGUAUGGGGUGGGCGAGGCAGGCCCCGGUGUAGAGGCUGGGGAGGCUGCUCUCGGGGGUGGCAGUGGUGGGGGUGCCGCUGCCUCACCCACCUCCAGCUCCGGCAGCUCCUCGAGGGGCACUGAGAGGCCACGCUCACUCAAAAGGGGCUCCAAGCCAUCGGCAUCUUCAGCAUCCCUGGAGAAACGCAUGAAGAUGGUGUCCCAGAGCAUCACCCAACGCUUCCGGCUGUCACGGGACAAGAAGGUGGCCAAAUCGCUUGCCAUCAUUGUGAGCAUCUUUGGGCUCUGCUGGGCCCCGUAUACACUCCUAAUGAUCAUCCGAGCUGCCUGCCACGGCCACUGCAUUCCCGACUACUGGUACGAGACGUCCUUCUGGCUCCUGUGGGCCAACUCAGCCGUUAACCCUGUCCUCUACCCGCUGUGCCACUACAGCUUUCGCAGAGCCUUCACCAAGCUCCUCUGCCCCCAGAAGCUCAAGGUCCAGCCCCACGGCUCCCUGGAGCAGUGCUGGAAGUGAGCCGCCGCUCCACCCUUCCGUGGCCGUGUCCUGGCACUUGUUUCAUGGGCCCUGCCUUGUCCAUGGCCACUCUAAAUGCCAUGACAGCCUCUUAGAUCAUCAACCACCCUGCAGUGGGGAAGCCUGGUAGGCUAGCCAGGGGCCCUCGCUGGUGGAACUGAAGCGUGCUGGCUGGCUCUGCCACCACAUGCUGCUUCACCCCAGAAGAGACAAUUCAGGGGUCCCAGGCAUGCGUUCCACCUCUGCAGACAGUGCCGUGCCAGUGGUGCCCGUGGUGUCCCCUUGUGCACACUUAGUGGCUGGUGUCCUCUCUGAUGCAAACCUUGGUGUGUGCUCCAGGCUCCUGCCCCAGCAGUGUGCCCUGCAUGUGCACACACCCGCCACACACCCGCCACAUGCUGCAACACCUUCCCUCUUCCAGACAAUCUGGGGAUGAUGCCCUUUGCUGCUUCUGUCUCCUGCUUAAGCCCAGAACCUAGUUCCUUUGUCCCUCUCCUCUCAACUCUUUGCCCCACAAAGUGGCAAGUGCCCCCAGGAACCUUGAAGCCUUUCUCUGCUUUUCCAUUCUGGAUGUUUUCAGAAAGAUGGAAGAGAAGAAAACACGUCUGUGAACUUGAUGUUCCUUGGAUGUUUAAUCAAGAGAGACAAAAUUGCCGAGGAGCUUGGGG